Prunus mume (Japanese apricot) is the source of this 664-nucleotide messenger RNA. The record is from RefSeq and is a predicted model, not a curated record. NCBI's taxonomy places the organism in Eukaryota, Viridiplantae, Streptophyta, Magnoliopsida, Rosales, Rosaceae.
GUUUAAAGAUAUUUCUAUUGGUGAGCCCUCGCUUACAAUGGAUGGUGUCACUGAAAAGAUUGCUCCUCAUACAUGCCGCUUAUCUGAUAUGACGUAUUCUGCUCCAAUAAAAGUCGAUGUAGAGUACAUUCAAGGAAGUCAUGAUCAAAAGACUAGAGUGGAGAAGAAAGGUGUCGUAAUCGGAAGGAUGCCUAUUAUGCUACGGAGUUGCUCCUGCACCCUGUAUGGGAAAACCGAAUCUGAACUUGCCAAACUUGGUGAGUGCCCCCUCGACCCUGGAGGAUACUUCAUAAUCAAGGGAAAUGAGAAGGUGCUUUUAAUGCAGGAACAACUUUCAAAAAACAGGAUUAUCAUUGAUAUGGACAAGAAGGGGAAUUUAAAUGCAUCUGUUACGAGCAGCUCAGAGAGAAUAAAAAGCAAAACUAUUAUUCAGAUGGAAAAUCAGAAGAUCUAUUUGAUGCUUAACCAAUUUGUCAAAAAGAUUCCUAUUAUGGUGGUCAUGAAGGCUAUGGGAAUGGAGAGUGAUCAAGAAGUAGUACAGAUGGUUGGAAGAGAUCCUCGAUAUGCUGCCCUGCUAAUGCCAUCUAUUGAGGAUUGUGCAAAGGAAGGUAUACAUAAGCAAGAGCAAGCUUUGGCCUACCUUGAAACAAAGGUGUUCUGUUUG